Messenger RNA from Neohortaea acidophila, 972 nucleotides. Its product is annotated as Alpha/Beta hydrolase protein. The record is from RefSeq and is a predicted model, not a curated record. Bases 1 to 972 code for a protein of 323 amino acids. Gene Ontology annotation, biological process: proteolysis. Gene Ontology annotation, molecular function: peptidase activity. The transcript has 2 exons. Lineage: Eukaryota; Fungi; Ascomycota; Dothideomycetes; Mycosphaerellales; Teratosphaeriaceae.
AUGACGGAAGAAGACCAAUACGAAGACGGCACCAUCCCCUUCCCCACCAAGCGCACCGACACGCCCUGCUUCACCUACUACAAAAUCUACGGCAACCUCAUCGCCGGCCCGCCGCCCGUCAUCGUUCUUCAUGGCGGCCCAGGCGCGCAACACAAGUACAUGACGCCCUUCAAAGCGUUGUGGAAGCGGUACGGCCUGCCCGUCAUCUUCUACGACCAGAUUGGGUGCGGGCGCUCGGUGCACCUCCGGCACCUCAAGGGCGAUCAGGAAUUCUGGAAAAUCGACAUCUUCCAUGAGGAACUGGAGAAUUUGAUCCGACACUUCAAGCUCGACGCCCCCGAUGGAUCAGGCUAUCAUUUACUAGGCCACAGUUUUGGCGGGCAGCUCGUCACGGCGUUCGCUGCUAAGCAACCGCCAGGACUGCAGAGGUUGAUCAUCGCCAGCGCGUCGGCGAGCAAGGCGCUGUUCAACAAGGAGCUCUGGAAGCUCACCGAGCAGCUCUCGCCGAAAGCCCAAGCGAGCAUCCACGACGCGGUCGAGAAGCUGGAUUUCUCGCGCCCGGCGUACCUCGCCGCGAACGCCGAGUUUCGCGAGACGUUCGUCUGCCAUGCCAGGCCGUAUCCACCGCCACUCAUGGUCCCUGAUCCCGAUACACAGCCGGACGACGACACGGUUCGCACGACGGUGCAAGGCCGCUCCCUUUGGAUCCGCGAAGGGACGAUGCGCGACUACGACUUCAUCCCCAUCCUGCACCGCAUCAACGUGCCCACGCUGCUGUACAAGGGCGAGACGGAGACGACGGAAUUGGACCCGAUGAUCCCGCUGUUCGAGGGGAUCGCCAAGUGCCGCUUCGUGACGAUUGGCAAGGCGAGCCAUAUGCCGCAUUUGGACUCGGCGGAGUUGUACGAGAAGACGUUGACGCUGGUGGGCAUGUUUCUGAAGCCGGGGGAUUGGGCGGGGCCGAGGGAGUGA